AUGGAUGCCCUGAAGCCCUCAAGGGGCUGGUCUGCGGCUGCUGGGGUUCCCCAGGCCUUCGCCUCGGUGGACAGCCAGGGAAGGACAGCUCUGCGCUUGGCGAUGGACGGUGGCCACUGGAACUGCGUUCAGCCUCUCAUUGAGGCCUGCUGCAGCCUUCGCUCUGUCACUGAGGACUUGCGGUCGCCACUUACAGCUGCUGUGGAGCGUGGCUGUGGUGAGGAAGUCUUGGGCUUGGAUAAUAAGCUUCUGGGCCUCAGCAAAGAGCAGCUGCGACUUGCAGGACAGAUUUGCCAGAUCAUCAAGUCCAAGGAUUCCAAGGAUUCCAAGGGUGUCUCUGCGAGACUUGACGAUGUGGCAUCGCAGGUGAUGACGCACUUUGGCGCUCAAGGCAGCACGCAAACGCGUGGAUCGCCUGGCACGCUUUCUCCACCACCACUUCCUCCGAAGGAGGCAUCGAGAUCGUCAUUCACCAAGCCGGCUGCGGGUGACUGGUCUCCAGACUUCUGCCUGCUAGCCCUUGACCUGAGCCAGAGCAGGAAGUCUCGUCGCGCCCUGCUGCAGCCAGCUACGUGCUCGGCUCUUUGGCGUGUGAGCCUUCAGCAGAACCUUCCUGCCUUGGCCAAGAAGCUGGCGAUCUGGAUCGGGCUCUCGGUCAACGCAAAAAGUGGCGAGAAUUCGCGGAGCCAACUCCUGGAUGUACCUCCGUAUGCCUCCGAGGAUUCCGCACUAGCGCUGAUACUGGAGCGAGCUGUGGAAGAGCCGGAUUGGCUCAGCGUUGCGAGGAUCUUGCUCCACGUGGGCGCAAGUCCCACCUCCACGCUCCACGGCCAACCGCUGCUGAACUUCGCGCAAGAACAGGCGGACAAAAACCAGCCGGGCUUCAACGACAUGCUAGAGCCUCUCAUGCGAAGGAUGGGGCAGGAUAUUGAUCCUUGGAUCCAGCCAACAGCGCUGUUGGAGGACCGCACCGCCGAGUGCCCAAUUUGCCUGGAGACGCUAUGGACCUCCACGCCGACCGCCUUCGUCAAGCUCGUCGAAGGUGGCGGGCAAAGCGUGUUCCACGUGAUCUGCGCGCACUUCUUUUGCUUUGACUGUGCCAGCCAGCAGUACAUGAAGCAGCAGCAAGCUCAGGCCAGCGAGUACUUUUGCCCGACGUGCCGCGCAACAGCCCAUGAGGUCAUGCCAAUGCCUGACAUUGCCGUCAACCCGCGGCUGUGGUUCCAGUUUCUGGAUGUUAAUCGGUCCGGGGAGAUCGAUCAGAACACCGCCAUCCAAGCGUUGGAGGCCAUGCUCCCCAUCGACACAGAACGUCUCCACGAGUCCAUCGCUGGGGGGUGCGCCAACUGGGCCAAGGGCCACGUGUCCGAGCAGGAUUUCUUCGCCAAAGGCGGGCUCCUGGAGUGGAUUCGGGCCCACCAGCACGACCUGGCGUACGCAGCCAAGCGGGGCGCGGCGCCUCCGCUUCCUGGGGAAAACCUCGAGAGUUGGUUUAAGCACUGGGAUGUCGAGCGCCGCGGUGCCUUGGACAAGGGACAGGUGCUGAGGGCCUUGUGCGAGGCUUCGAAGACAUCAUCGUUGGAGACAAGGCGAAUCCAAGAACUCAAGGAUGGCAUCGUCGAAUUCUGGGAGAAGUAUCAUCUCGAUGAGGGCCUCACCCGCCUGCAUUGCAAGGACGCCUUGAUCGCGGCAGAUUUGGCAUUGCUGGCACAGAAGGUUGCGGGAACAGCCUGA
Symbiodinium pilosum is the source of this 1734-nucleotide messenger RNA. The record is from the annotation of a GenBank genome assembly. NCBI's taxonomy places the organism in Eukaryota, Dinophyceae, Suessiales, Symbiodiniaceae.